This is a messenger RNA of Exophiala spinifera, 849 nucleotides long. RefSeq lists its product as uncharacterized. The transcript has a single exon. NCBI's taxonomy places the organism in Eukaryota, Fungi, Ascomycota, Eurotiomycetes, Chaetothyriales, Herpotrichiellaceae. Bases 1 to 849 code for a protein of 282 amino acids. The record is from RefSeq and is a predicted model, not a curated record.
AUGCCAGAACCCUCUAGCGCUCAUAAAAUCCAUGGAGGUGUGCAAGCCCCUCCUCAGGCCGACUGGGUGCCCUUUGAAUGGGAGGAGCCGAAACUAGGCAAGCAGGUCCAUGGCGAGGUCACCAUUGCACGGACCUUUGGCUCGACAGGGAGUCUGUCCUCUGGAUUCUGGAGAACCGGUGCAACAUCCCCAGGCGCCCAGGCAGAUGGUUCGCACAAACUCACCUAUUCGGCUCCUCUGGGCGACGAAACUGCCUGCGUCAUAGACGGUACGGCGGUGCUUACCGUCGUUUCGACCGGCAAGAAGUACAAAGUAGGCCCAGGCAGCAUCAUCAGCUCACCCAAGGGACUGGAGGUCUAUUGGGAGAUAGACGCACCCUUUUUCAAGAAAUACUGGGCCAUCUGGAACGGCACCGAUGCCACCCCUAACCCGCCCACAGACCUCCAGAUCAACCACGUGUCUGACGACCCUGGUGAGUGGAUCGAAUACCACUUCACAGAACCCAAGGAGGGCCCUCAGGUCGCCGGCGAGCUCUAUUUCAUCAAGUCAGGCGGCUCAAGCGGGACAUACUUGUCAGGUGUUUGGCGCUCAGGCAAGGGCAUUGCAGCCACCAAUCUCGAUGACAAAGGCGCCCUGUCGACUCCGUAUACUGGGGUCCUUGGUGAUGAGACAAUUCUCCUUUUGGAAGGAGAAGUCGAAGUCACAGAGACUGAAACCGGGAAGAAGCACAACUUCAGAGCUGGCGAUGCAAUUGGAUUGACCUCUGGCAUGCACAUCACAUGGAUUUCGAAAGGGCCUUUCAGCAAGAAACUAUGGGUCAUCACUCGCGAUACGCUUCCAGAGGCUUGA